This is a messenger RNA of Histoplasma mississippiense, 1161 nucleotides long. RefSeq lists its product with no specific name. The record is from RefSeq and is a predicted model, not a curated record. Lineage: Eukaryota; Fungi; Ascomycota; Eurotiomycetes; Onygenales; Ajellomycetaceae. The transcript has 3 exons. The coding region runs from base 1 to 1161 and encodes 386 amino acids.
AUGACUUCGCAACCUUUACCCCCCCCGAUGACAAUCCUGAGCAAAUGCAACCGGACGAUGCCCCCCACCCCCCGGCGGACGCGGAUAGAGCGAGACGCGGUGCGAAACGUGGCACGAGAGGCGGAAGAACAGGGCUACGCAAUAAAGGGCCAUCAAGUCAAGUUCGCCCAACAAGGCGUCGCAAUCGCCGUGCUGAUCAGUUUUGCGUUUACACUGACAGGCUUGCAUGAGAUGGACUUGGAGCGCGAUGUCAUUAAUCAAGAGGGCGACACUUUUGAGUUUUAUGCCACCCAUCUUGUUGCUGCCGUAGCCACUCAGAUAUUCUCAUACAUGCAUGACUCGGGAGUUGCAUACGGUUGUAUUCGGACAGGGGAGGCUUUUGUCUUCCUACAUAUUCCUGCUGAUCCAACAGUACUUGAGUACUUUUUGUGUGUCCCAAAUAAAGAUGUGUUGGAGGAUGAUGAACACCGCCUCCACCGGACUGCCAUUGGUCAAAUGCUUGCAUUCACCCUUCAGGCACUAGCUGCUGAACCUCCAUCCCAAGAAUGGAAGGAGACCGCCGAUAAAGAGCUUGCUACUUGGGAGGUUGAAUACUUAGACGUCUUACGUGGUAUCCCCGAAACUAUUCGCAAGGAACCGCCACCCUCCAAUUAUCGGCCCUCACACUGGAAACCGGUUCUAAAAAAGCAUAAUACACGUUCCCGUGCUCGCUGUAAACAAGACGCAUCCACCCCGCACGGCUCACCAAAUGAGGAUAGCAGUAGUGAUGGGGACAUACCUUCACCGACUCCUGCACCAAUCGUGGGCAGUCGAUCAAGACGCGGGAAUAAGGAUUCAUCAGCUGGUGGGCGGGCGCAUUCCACCACAAAUAAAUCCCAGGCUUACUCUCGCACGGAACGACCUUCCUACCCGUAUUGUACCGUGGCUUGUAUUCGUGGUUUGAUUAACAAGGAUAUUCUAGAUGAGAAAUGCCCCAACUUUGAACAGCACCGCGGCCCAAAGCAUCCAAUUAAUGCGCUGGAAUUUAAACGCAUGCUGCAUCAGCAACUUGUCCAGGAUCGAGAAGAGGGAUUCGAACCGUUGGAUAUCCGGGGCCGGACGGGCUAUAUCAUAAAGGCAACUCUAUUGUCUCACGGUUCGUCGUCAACGACGCAAUUAUAA